This is a messenger RNA of Entrophospora sp. SA101, 4188 nucleotides long. The record is from the annotation of a GenBank genome assembly. NCBI's taxonomy places the organism in Eukaryota, Fungi, Glomeromycota, Glomeromycetes, Entrophosporales, Entrophosporaceae.
AUGGAAAUACAACCUGCAACAACAAAAUUAAAUCAUUAUUUUUCUUUCAAUUUAAAAGACAUACCUACAACAACAACCAGUGAUAAAGAAAUUGAACGACGCGUUAUUGAUGAAAAAAUUGAAAUAUGUUUAGAGUGUAAUCACAGCAGUAGUGGUAAUAAUAAUACCAUUAGUGACUUGAAAACAGCAAAACACUGGUGUAAAAAAUGUAAUUCUGAACGAUUUCAAAAAAAAUUAUCAACUUGGACUAGCAGUAAUAAAGAAAUUGAUCAUUACAUAAAAACAAUACAAUUUUCUGCUACUGAUCAUUCCGAGGUGAUUGAAUGGAUUCCAUGGAAUCGUUUUACAGAUAUUAGAACAAUUGGAACUGGACGUUUUGGUGUUGCUUAUUCCGCAAUCUGGUUAGAUGGAUACAUAACAGAGUGGGACAAUACAACACAAAAUUGGGCAAGAAGCGAUGUUAAAACUAAAUAUAUAAUUAAAUUUUCUUCUCAUAAAAAUGGUGUUGAUGGAUUAAUUAGAUGCUUUGGAAUAACCCAAAUUCCAGAAACUAGAAAAUAUGGAUUGGUAAUUCGCUGUUCACAAACGGAAAUGCAAUCCUAUUUAUAUGAUUCUCAACCGUACAUUGAGCAUGACUGGAAAACAAAACUAGAAAUUUUAGCGGACAUUGCAUUGACUAUUCAUCGUCUUCAUGAGAAAAAUUUAUUUAAUGGAAAUCUUCAUACUGUUGCCACACAAUUGCCGCCAUUUGAUUUGGAUGCUCAUGACAUAUCACUUGCUCAACGUAUCUGUUGUGGACUUAGACUUCAUAUCAACGCUACUGAAAUGCCAAAUUCACUCGGUAAACUGAUUAAUCGAUGUUGGGAUGCAAAUCCUGUCAAUCGACCAGAAGCUGAAGAAGUUUAUAUCUGGUUACAAUCUUGGCUGGAUUUGUGCAGUGAUCCGGCAACAUCAUCUGACAACAUAGGAAUGGAAUUUCAUAUCAACGAUUAUGUAAAAAAGAAAAAAAAAGGAAUCGAAUGGAGGCAUCCUAAAGCCAUCUAUACCGACAGAGUGUUUGAAUUUAACAACCUUCCUAAACCGAUUAAUUUUUCACCAGAUACUUAUCAUAAAUUAGUUUAUCAUUAUUCAACAAUCGAUAAAAAUCAAACUAUUAAAGAUGAACAACAUCUAUCAUUAUCACGUCAACCUUCUGUUUAUUUAGAAAGCGUUAAAACACCAACGGUUGUUAAUACAAGAUUCUCUGCGCCAUCAUUAUUACCACCUACCACCACCAAAAUUAUUUCUACGCAAUAUAACACUUCACCAAACACUGCGCCACUAGAUUUCACAAGCAACAACAAAUUAACACAAACACCAAUGCCAGGUACCUAUAUAGAUGACGAUCAAUCUGAUUGUCUUAUUGGUUGGAAAGAAAUUGAUAAAAAUAUAUAUAAUAUGGUAAUGGUUGUCAUUCCUGAUAUUAUCAAUAUUGCAAUUCCAAAUUCUGGAAAACUUUAUAAUAAUUUACCAAUUCAUAUUAGAACAACGGGAUAUUACCAAUGUCUUACAUUUUUAAGUAUUGUAGUAGCUCUUUCGGCUAUAUAUCAAAUAAGUCAAGUAAAAUUGUUAUUAUCAGGUUCAAAAUGGCCAGAAUUACCGGAUUUACCAUCCUAUGAAGAAAAAUUUGACACAGUAAAGGAUAAUAGUGAUAAUAAUAAAAACAACACUGCUAUACAUUUUAAAAUAACUGUUUGGAUAUAUAAAAUAUUAAAUUAUGUAUUGGAUUACACUUUAAUUGGAGAAAUUUCAAUAAAUGAAAUAAUAUUAUUGGUGAUAUUUAUUACUUUGAAUCUGAUAUUUUUAUAUCUACCAUUUCAAGAUGGAAUUAGUACGGUGCCAGAUCUAUAUAAUAGAAGUGCAUAUAUAGCAUUAGCAAAUGCAGCAUUUGUAUUUCCAUUGGCAACGCGUAAUUCAGUAUUUGUAGUAUUAUUUGGGGUACCAUUUGAAAGAUUAAUCACAUUUCAUCGAUGGGUUGGUAAAACAAUUUUUUUGUUGUUAACAUUUCAUGGUUCAUAUCAAAUGCAACAAAACUUCAAUUCAUUAUCACAAAUAUUUUUAGAUAAAAUUAAUUUAUGGGGAUUUUUGUCCUAUGUUUCAUUGUUUAUAAUAUUUUUGACAUCUCAUCCAUUAUUUCGUAGACGUUUCUUUGAAUUUUUUUAUUGGUCACAUUUUAAUUUUAUCUUUUUUGUGAUAUUCGGCGUAUUACACAAUGAUAACUUUAGCACAUUCACUUGUGUCGGUGUUGGAUUAUAUGUAAUUGAUCGAAUAAUUAGGUCUUUGAUAGGAUAUAAGGAUGUUAAAAUAAUAUCGAUAGAAGCAAUGCAAGCCAACGUAACAAAAGUGGUAUUUGAUUUCAAUUAUUAUUACUCGGCAGGUCAAUAUAUGUUUAUAAAUAUACCAAAUUUAAACCAACCAACAUCAUUGAUUGCAUGGCACCCAAUUUCAUUUUCUUCCUCCAAAAGUAUUAUCAACGCGCAUGACGAUGAUCAUAAUAGUGACAAUAAUAACAAUAUGGCAAGUUUUCAUAUGAAAUCUCAAGGAGGAUUUUCUAACCAAUUUACAGUCGUGUUAAUUGGUGGAGGAAUUGGAGUUACUCCUCUGAUUAGCAUAUUAAAUGAUUUAAUUAAUAGACAACUUACAAAUAUUCCAUUAAAAACCCAAACAAUCCAUUUUUGUUGGUUAAUACCUCAUUUAGAUUCUUAUAGUUGGUUUGAACUUGAAUUACAAGAAUUAAUAUCAAAGAGUCGAGCAUUACCAAAUAACAAAUAUUUAUUAAACGUAAAGAUAUUUUUGACUAAAUCAACAACAAUAUCAACACCACUGUCUUCAUUGUUCUUCCUCGGUAGACCUGAUUUCAAUUUGUUAUUACGUGACGUUAAACAAUAUAAUGUGGCUGGCGAUAUUGCAGUUGGUGUUUGUGGACCAGCUAUAAUGAGGAGGAAAGUUAGAAAUGCUUCUGUGAUCGAGAGUGAUGAAACUUGUUUAUUUAAAGUUCAUUAUGAAACAACUUAUGUAAUAUCAAGUAAAAAUCCAAAUGAAGCUUCUGUAUCAUAUGAACAUGAAAAGGAUAAAAACAAAGAUGAAAAGAAUAAUGAAAGAGAAGAAGAUAUAAUAGAGAUGGUAGAUGUAGAAGGAAAUGAUGAUAAAGUUGAAGUUGAGCAUAUUGAUAAAUCAUUAUAUCCAGAAUUAUUUCCAGAAAAAAAUGAAUUAAAUGAAUUAAGUGACGAAGAUGGAAAUAAUGAAGAUGUAAAAGGUGCCAGGGAAGAAGAUUUUACAUGGUUUGUUGAUCCUAAAUAUGAGAAUCCUCAAGAAAAUGCUGUCGAUGAUGAAGAUUUUAUACCAAUGUGGCAGCGUAAAGCAUCUGUAGUUGUUUCAGAUCUGUCAUCAGCAACAUCAAAAUUUGAAGGGGAAGGAGGAAAACAUUUGGAAAUGGUGAAAUAUUUAGAAGAUGAAGGCAUUGAAAAUAUUACAAUUAUUGAUGUUAGUAAGAAAUCUGAUUUUGCAGAUUGGAUGAUAAUUGGCGAAGGAAAAAGUUCAAGGCAUAUGGGUGGCGCAGUUGAUGGGUUAUAUAAAAUGUUGAAAGAUAAUAUAAAGAAACAAAAUUUAGAUGCGUCCAAUUCAUCAUCACUAAGUUAUCCAAUAGUGGAAGGAAGAGAUUCAGAUGAAUGGAUGUUGAUUUAUACAGAAACAAUAUUUGUACAUUUAUUCACACCUGAAGAAAGAAAAUAUCGUAAUUUAGAAAAAUUAUGGGAAUCAAUUCCCUCAUAUAAUGAUCUUAGUGAUCGUGAUAAAAGGAUAAGCACUACCAAAGAUAUUAUGAAAGGGUUUAAAGGAUUCAAUCCAAAAUUCAUGAGAGAUAUUUCAAGUUUAACCGUGAAACCAGAACCAUCUCACCUUUUCAAUGUACAGGAAGGGGACAUAUUUCGUGAACAUGUAAAAUACCUAGUGACUGAUCCACCUGCUAUCUGCUCAAAAUGUGCAUUACCAAUUUCAAUGAUUGAUUUGGAUGAUGAUAAUCCCUAUUGGAAAGAUCUUAUAGAGAAAUACUUUGGGCACCCAACUGGAGAACCUUUUAAAUCCAUGUUAUACAAAGAUUAUUUUGAACAAUAUAAGAUAUCUUUGUCACCAUUAAAUUCAACAAAAUAA